Molecule: messenger RNA, 1713 nt
Organism: Cannabis sativa
Lineage: Eukaryota; Viridiplantae; Streptophyta; Magnoliopsida; Rosales; Cannabaceae
Product: cell division control protein 2 homolog
Exons: 11
Coding region: 508-1392 (294 amino acids)
Biological process (GO): regulation of G2/M transition of mitotic cell cycle; G1/S transition of mitotic cell cycle; regulation of meiotic cell cycle
Cellular component (GO): cytoplasm; nucleus; cyclin-dependent protein kinase holoenzyme complex
Molecular function (GO): cyclin binding; cyclin-dependent protein serine/threonine kinase activity; ATP binding
Source: RefSeq, a predicted model, not a curated record
AUAAAGACUAGUGUAUACUACUGUAUUCUCUACUUCCAAAAGUUCAAAACUUUUUGUUGUCGUUUCACACAGACCGAAGCAAUUUAAGGCGAAAAAAAAAAUCAUAAUAAACUAAUAAAAAAAAAAAUAAAAAAUCAUUUAAUAGAAAAGAAAAAAAAAAAACCCUAAGACCAAAUAGAUAAGAUCAUCAUAAAAUGAACACACUAAUUUUUGUUCAAUUUCCAUUUCCACCCAUGUUUGCUGUCUGCACACACUGAUCCGUCGUCAACCGCCGCUCAAUCGGCUCGGCCACUCACUCGCACUUCAGAGCUUCUGCUGCAGCGCGUGCUUCUUACUUCUUUUUAUUCACAAUCCAUUCCUAUCACAGGGAUAAAUCAGGUUGCUACUAGCAAAAAGGAUUUCACCAUGGUUUCAACAUCUCCAUGCUCUGUAUUGAAUGACUCCAUAGGCUUUAUAUGAAGGAUUCAUUACUUACAAAAUAAGCAUAGUCGCAACCUGAUCUUGACUAUGGACCAGUACGAAAAAGUUGAGAAGAUUGGUGAAGGAACCUAUGGUGUGGUUUACAAGGCCCGUGAUCGUGUUACUAAUGAAACUAUAGCUUUGAAGAAGAUUCGUCUGGAGCAAGAAGACGAGGGAGUGCCAAGUACAGCUAUACGAGAGAUUUCUCUCUUGAAAGAAAUGCAGCAUGGGAACAUUGUCAGGUUACAGGAUGUAGUACACAGUGAGAAACGUUUGUAUUUGGUUUUCGAAUACCUGGACUUGGAUUUGAAGAAGCACAUGGAUUCUUCUCCAGACUUCGCAAAGGACCUACACCAGAUAAAAAUGUUUCUUUAUCAAAUUCUCCGUGGCAUUGCUUAUUGUCAUUCCCAUAGAGUUCUUCAUCGAGAUCUAAAGCCACAGAAUUUAUUGAUAGAUCGCCGUACCAAUGCACUAAAGCUUGCAGAUUUUGGACUAGCCAGAGCAUUUGGUAUUCCAGUCAGGACCUUUACUCACGAGGUGGUGACCCUCUGGUACAGAGCACCAGAAAUAUUGCUUGGAUCUCGUCAUUACUCUACCCCUGUUGAUGUGUGGUCAGUGGGUUGUAUAUAUGCUGAGAUGGUGAAUCAACGGCCUUUAUUUCCUGGUGACUCUGAAAUUGAUGAGCUGUUCAAGAUUUUCAGAAUCUUGGGUACUCCAAAUGAAGAUACAUGGCCUGGUGUCUGUUCUUUGCCUGAUUUUAAAUCUGCAUUUCCAAAGUGGCCUUCGAAGGACUUGGCAACUGUUGUUCCAAAUAUUGGGUCAGCUGGUGUUGAUCUUCUUUCUAAAAUGCUUUGCCUGGAUCCCAGCAAAAGAAUUACAGCAAGGAGUGCCCUUGAGCAUGAAUACUUCAAGGAUAUUUCAUUGGUGCCCUGACCUGAACCCAAUUUCCAUUUCUUUGGCAGACAAGACAAUUGUCUAUAAUUUUAUGCCUAGAAAUCUUGUGGAUAUUGAUGUGUGAGAAUUGUGUGCUUUGUGAUUUAUUUUUUCUCUCAAAUUCUUUGACAUAAUUCUGAUAAAUGUUGAUUUGAUCCUUUAGCUGAUAUAUUAUUAGCCUCAUUGUCAUGUGAGGGAGCCUGCUCUCAGGUCUCUUCCGUCUCUUGAAAUAUAUACAUAAAAUUAUGUUUGUAAUGGACUAUCUAUGUUUCAGUGUUUUCUUGAAAAUCUCUAUUAUUUUUUCCCUGAGGAAUCGAAAAA